AUGCCGCCCUCCCGUCGCCGAGGAGGUAACACUGCCUCCGCCCGAUCAAACCAGCCAGUGCUAUCCUUCGGUGCCAAGUCAAGAGUCACAAAGCCGUCCGCUGCCCCAUCCCCUUCGGAGAAAGCCAAGGAUCUUGAGCCUCUUGUUGCAAAUGUCCCCGAGACAGAUACGUUAAAGGACGUCCAGCCCUCCCAACCUUCCACGGCGGAGCUUGCUGUGAGGUCACAAGCGAAGGCCGAAACCCAGCAACCUUUGCUGGAGGUCGACAAGAGGGCAACCAAGAUCACGCAGAAACAGCUACAGGAGUACUGGAACAAAGAGGAAGCGAAGAGCCGGGGGCCCAGGGUUCAUCACCAAGAUCUUGGCCUAGACGAGAAGAUAUUGCGGCAUUUUGAUCUCUCUAGUCAAUAUGGGCCUUGCAUCGGAAUCGCACGUUUAAAACGCUGGAGGCGAGCGGAGUCCCUCAGCCUGAAUCCCCCGCUUGAGGUCCUCUCAGUCUUACUCAAGAAAGAUGGUACCACAGGGCAGCGAGCAUAUAUCGACGAGCUAAUGUCAUGA
Molecule: messenger RNA, 558 nt
Organism: Aspergillus versicolor CBS 583.65
Lineage: Eukaryota; Fungi; Ascomycota; Eurotiomycetes; Eurotiales; Aspergillaceae
Product: putative DNA polymerase delta subunit 4
Exons: 3
Coding region: 1-558 (185 amino acids)
Biological process (GO): DNA synthesis involved in DNA repair; DNA-templated DNA replication
Cellular component (GO): delta DNA polymerase complex
Molecular function (GO): DNA-directed DNA polymerase activity
Source: RefSeq, a predicted model, not a curated record